AUGAUAGUCUUGAUUCCUCCUGAGGAAGGUGACACGACAGCGCCACGAAAUGCUGGGUGGCAGAAGUCAUCUAAGCUGCCAAAAACGGAAAAGGACUACGAUGACGAUCUGUACAUACAACGCACGUGCGCUUGCAUCGCAGAGACCAUUCAUCAUGAUAGUGCAAUCCAGGAAGAUCAAAUACGAUGUAAUCAGACUGAACGAAAUAAGACAACGCAACUCGCUGAAUGGCGUAUGAAACUGGAGAAGAACUGCUCUUAG
Messenger RNA from Necator americanus (New World hookworm), 261 nucleotides. RefSeq lists its product as uncharacterized. The coding region runs from base 1 to 261 and encodes 86 amino acids. Lineage: Eukaryota; Metazoa; Nematoda; Chromadorea; Rhabditida; Ancylostomatidae. The record is from RefSeq and is a predicted model, not a curated record. The transcript has a single exon.